Archocentrus centrarchus (flier cichlid) is the source of this 7210-nucleotide messenger RNA. Its product is annotated as CREB-regulated transcription coactivator 2. Gene Ontology annotation, cellular component: cytoplasm; nucleus. The record is from RefSeq and is a predicted model, not a curated record. NCBI's taxonomy places the organism in Eukaryota, Metazoa, Chordata, Actinopteri, Cichliformes, Cichlidae. The transcript is spliced from 16 exons. Gene Ontology annotation, molecular function: cAMP response element binding protein binding. Bases 18 to 2453 code for a protein of 811 amino acids. Gene Ontology annotation, biological process: protein homotetramerization; positive regulation of transcription by RNA polymerase II.
CCGUCCGCUCGGUGAAGAUGUCUGCGACGGGCUCUGGCGGCUGUGGACCCGGACCCGGGCCCGCCUCGGGCGCCGGCUCCGGGGCGUCCAACCCGCGAAAGUUCAGCGAGAAGAUAGCGCUGCACACGCAGCGGCAGGCCGAGGAGACGGCCGCCUUCCAGGAGGUCAUGAUGGACAUCACCUCGACCAGGCUCCAGGCGCAGAAGCUCCGCCUUGCCAGGAGUCAGGGGCCGUAUGGCGGCUCAUUACCCAACGUCAACCAGAUCGGCAGGAGCCCUCAGGACUUCCAGGGUCCCUUCCCCUCCGCUCUGGAGUCCAACCGGGCGACGCGGCAUCAUGGUCUGGUGGAGCGAGUCCAGAGGGACCGCCGUUUCAUCUCACCUGUCCGACCAUAUCGCAGCCGCCAAAUGGACAGCUCUCUGUACAGCCCAGCCUACCUGUCACCGCCGCCCGACCCCAGCUGGAGAAGGAAUUGGUCUGGAAACUUCCCCGGGGAUAAAAGCCAGUUGUUUCGUCUCCCCGCCACAGCACUCAACAGGACCAACUCUGACUCGGCCCUCCACACCAGCGUGAUGAACCCGCUCACCAGAGACCCCUUCGCCACCGGCGGACCCACGCUCGCCCCUCAGAGCCCCAGACUCAGCGGUCAGAGCGACGGCGAGGGCAGACGAAUGUUUCCAUACCCCGUUCCUCCCAUCGAGGAGAACGUGCUGGAUGAGGGAAAACUGCUCAAACACUGGGACACCAAGAAGAUGAACCCGGAGAAACAUCUGUCGUUGUUGUCGUCCCGACCGAAGUCCUGUGAAGUUCCCGGCAUCAAUAUCUUCACGUCUCCGGAGCAGCCGUCCACGCCGGCUCAUGGCGUCCCCUCGGGCUCGCUGCCCGACCUCUCCAGCCUCCACUUCCCCUCCCCGCUGCCCACGCCGCUGGACCAGGAUGAGCCGGGCUUCCCGGGAUCGUCCUCCCUGAGCGGGGGCAGCAGCACGGGGAACCUGGCCUCCACCCUCACCCAGCUGGGAAUCAAUGCCGCCAGUGCACAGGGAGGGAACGGCAGCUAUCACCACCCCUCACCAGGACUUCUGGCAUCUCUACAGAGCACGCUCAGUAACCCUUCGCUGCAGUCGUCGCUAAGCAACCCAAACAUCCAGUCAUCGCUCAGCAGCCACUCCUUCUCCAACUCUCUGAGCUCCACCUCCCUACACUCGUCACUCAGCAACCCUUCGCUGCAGUCGUCCCUCAGCUCCUCACCAUCCCUGCCGUCCUCCCUCAGCAGCCAGUCGCUGCACUCGUCCCUCAGUAACUCCUCCCUCCAGUCCGCAUCCAGCGGUAACCCCAGCUACAGCAGCGUGGGCGGCUCCGGCUCGUGCUCCUCCUCCUACUCGCCGCUGCUGAGCGGGCAAGGCCAGCCGCAGCUCAGCACAUCGCCGCGGCGGCGUGUCCAGCUGUCUCCGCUCAUUCUGCCCCUCGGAGGCGACUCACGGCGGCAUCACUCCAAACAGUUCUCUCCCACCAUCUCGCCCACCCUGUCCUCCAUCACACAGGGCGUCCCGUUGGAUACCAGCAAACUUCCUCUGGAUCAGAGGCUUCCGCCAUACCUGCUCAGCCAGUCCCACCAGCACCAGCCGGGCUCACACCAGCCCCUCUCCAGCAUGCCCGGCUCCCAGCCCACUCAGCAGCCCCCUCCGCUGGGUCAGCAUCACCACCAACAGCUGCACCGCCUCCAGCAGCCGCGGCCCAACAGCCAGCAGCAGCUCCACCUGCAGAACAUGCGCAACCAGCACAUGCAGCAUCACUUUGGAACGCAACAGAGGCCGAUGGGUCCGCAGACGAACGCGCCCAUGAAGAACGAAGGCACGCUGGAGCAGUGCGUCCAGACGUCCUUGCUGUGCCAAGUUAAACAGGAUGCAGAGCAGCAGAGAGCUGGCGGCCUCCCUCAGCAGCAGCAGCACCACGCCAGCCACAACCUGUCCCCCGACCUCUACAAUGAUACCUUGCUCAGCUCCCUGCUGGAUGACCCGUACCUGAGUCUGCAGCUUACUGGCAAAACUGAGCAGCAGUUCGCUGCCGAGAACCAGGCUGACGGUCUGUCCCUGAACCACAGCGGGCUGAGCUGCAUCAGCACCGACAAGAAUCAGUUCCCCUCCAACAGCCAGGGCCCCCUGGAUCUGCAGGACCUUGGGGAGCACCAGCUCCUCAACAAUCAGAACCAGAACUUCAGCGGCGGCGAUGGACGACACAACGUCCCUAACAUCAUCCUCACAGGCGACUCUCCGACGGGUCUGUCCAAAGAGAUCGCCAGCGCUCUGUCCAACGUCCCCGGGUUCGAGAUGGACUCCUUCUCGCUGGACGACCAGCUCCGGAUGGACCCGCUGUCCCUAGACAUGCUGGAGGGCAACCUGAUGCUGGCCGACCCGGCCGUGGAGGACUCCUUCCGAUCCGAUCGGCUGAAGUGAACCCCCCCGCUCCAGGAACGGCGCCCCACACAUGGAGGACUCUGCACUCUUACCGAUCUGCAGCCAGCCGGUCUGCAGAGUGACCUUUGGAAGGAACGCACCUUCAUCGUUUGCUGAUGAAGGAGUUGAGAUUUGUGUGGGGGGGCCGGAUGAACUAAAGGAGGCGGAGCCUCUCUAUCGAUGGCACUUAAACUGAAAAUGCUCUCGCAACGCUUAAAGUCAGAAACGGCAGAUGCUUCUCUUUUAGGCAUUAGCUUGUCGAGUCGUCUCUGCAGACACGCAGGAACGAGCGUGUAAAAACCAGCAGCGUGUUACGCACGGCGGAGCCCGCCUCAGCUUUCUGACUGUUCCCCGCUUCCACCCAUCAGCCACGAUGGCCGCUACGCCGCAGGAGAGAAGGCGUGCGGUUGGUUUGGAAGCCACUUUCUGCUCUCUCAGCCACUUUAACAGGAACUUAGCCAUGACCCGGAGGUUUCUGCUGUUCCCCACGUGCUGCUUCUGCUCAGGCCGAAUCGCUCCGCUCUUAUAUGCAGAAAUCAGUGUGACGUGCAAGCGCGUGCGGUCCUGCUCACCUUUAGGUUGCCUCUGAUUGGACACGAGCUUUAAUCCUUGGAUGACGCUGUGAUCACACGGGGCGCUUUGAGCACGCCUCGGCUCGUGUUUCAUCACAAAGGGUAACGUUUGUUUAUCGCCUUCAGACUCCAGAUGUCACGACUUACUUCAGAUGCGCUUUCUGUCGACGGGUCCACCCCUGCACACAGACUGUAAAUCGAGAAUGGACAUACCCACCGUGCGAGAGCGUCCCGUGUGGUCACAGAAUCAGCUCGCUCUCCAGCUUCUCUGUGAGAGCGUCAUCUGACCUGAAGGCUGGAGGAUGGAAGCCGCCUUCGGUCAGCUGGCGCUUGUCCGUCUGUUACAUCCACAUUCCCUCUACCUGCAGACCGCAGCUUGUCAGCUGACCUUUGAACCCAAAAUGAUGCUUUUCAAAGAGAUGGAGGAGGAGGGGAGCCUCCCUCCUCCUCCUGUGUUUUUUAUGAACACUUCGUACUCGAGUGUAAAGAAGUUUUUAUUUUUGAACCUUAAAGUGUAAAUAACUCCUCAGAUAUAAAAAAUGUAUUUAAGAAGAGAAACGUUUAGCUCGUAGCUGCCGGCGUGAGAUUAGCUGCACGUUCGUCUGAAUGUUUGGAUGUUGGAAGCUCGUCUUCAUCACCGUCAUCACUUUAACUGAACCUCUGAUCCGCUCAUCGGGGAGGUCAGCUUCAGCUCUGCAGCUCCGUUCUCAGCGAAACAGGUUAUAUUUAUAAAAAUAAAAAGCAGAAAAUGAAAGAAGGCGAUCGCAGAUCUUUAAAAGCUCCGACCGAUUCCUUCUUUCCCGCCUUAAAAUAAACGUAUUCAAGAUUUUUAGCAGAAAUGUCAAAUUACGUGUAUACAGAGCUGAGAGGACGCACAGGCAAAGGUGCACAAUUAUCAAUAAAUUAUCAAUUAUCAGCACUCUGAUCUGAUUUAACCCUUUAUUCUCUGUCAGGCUUUAUUUAUGACAUAGAUAUUCAACACAGCUAUAAAGACAGGAUCCUUUUUCAUGUUUUAAACAGAUUUUAAUUUCCUCUGAAAAUGUUUGAAUUUUAAGUUACUGAAAGUUUGUUCAGGGGAAGAAAAACAAGUCAAAAAAAGAAAAGAAAAGAACUGAAAUCAGAAGAUUUCCCAGAGUAAAAACAAGAUUAUUAUUAUUAUUAUUAUUGUUAUUGUUCCCUACGAUGAGCCUGAUCUCAGUCAUAAAUAUAACCCCUUCAUCUUCUGCUUUCAUAAUCUUUUCAGGUGGGAGAUGUCAGAAAAUAAAUGACAGAACAAUAUUUAACCAUACAAACUGACACAUGCAGUUUGAUUAUUAAAAAAGUAAUUAGCGGUUCAUUUUUUCCUUGUUUGCUGCUUUAAUUUGGGAGAAAAUCCAACAUUAUAACUCAAUCUCAAAUAAAUUAUAAUAAAUUUGAAGUAAUGUGUGCAUUAGAGCCACGUUACCUAAACCAGCCUGAGGAAUAUCAUGAAUAUUGAUCUGUGAGAUUGAAUCUGUUAGAAAAAAUAAGAACUUUAUAAGAAUUUUAUAAUCCUUCUUUAACUUCAACUCUUUUUCUCAAAUUUCCAAAUUAAAUUAUUUUUUUAUAUUUAUAGACAGAUUUUUAAAUUCCCAGGAGCUCCAUGAAAGGAUUCUUUCAUUUUUAUGAUUUCCUUUUUCAAAAAAAAUAAAAAAUUAUAUAUAAAAAUGGCCUUGAUGGGCUGCUGUAGGAAUGACACAAAUCAUGAUAAACCCAUAAAUCUCUCCUCUCUGUUUAUUGAGAAAACACUCAAAUAACCCAAACUUCCAGCCUGGAAGGUUUGGAAAAUCCAAAGUGAGGUGAAAGUGAAGGCAUGAAGGAGGAUUUUCAGCUGGAGCUUCAGAGCUGUGCCGGGAUUGUUGGUUUGGAAGUUUUCAGGAGGAAAUCUACUGAAACAGAAAGAACUAGAGGUCCAGAGGCGAUGAAGAAGAGUGAAGGUUCACGUGUAUCUGCUGCCCCCUGCAGGUCACCCAGUCAAACAAUGAGCAUGACAAUAAACAAAGUCCAGGAAGGAAAAAUGAACUUUACUGAAUUAAAAAUAAUUUCAAAGAGUCAAAGUGGAAAAACUAAGAGAAUCCUUUGAGUUUAGCUCUGAGGCGUUUUUCUGCAGCAGCUUCGGUGAACUCUGCCCGACCAUCAGAAUCAGGAGUGCAGCGGAAUGAGCCUUUAAUGCUGCAGCCUCCGCCAGGCAGCGAAGGGGAGCUCACAGCACCAUCAGUUAUUGAUCGACUGAUUUUGAAUCCUUAUUGAUCUCAGAUGAGUCGAUAUCAGUCGUUUGUCCUUUCUCAAUCGCAGAAAAUGUCCAGUAGCUUAAUUUAUUCCCCUCUGCUCGCUCCCUGAUCUGAUCAAUACGUAUUCACGUUAAUCUGCACUGGCCCCAGCAGGCUCCCGUAGGAGUAACAGCGAUCAUCAGCAGCAGUAAACAAGAACUGAUUUCUGCUGCUCUGCCUGCGUCUGUGUCAUAUCAGUUGGUCCGUAGAAGACUGUUUGUUUCCUGCUUUUUGGGAUGUUUUUUUUGUCUGCUUUGCAUUUCUGACACGUCUGAAACUGACGCAGUCGUCAAGGUGAAGUUGAUCGCAGGACGCCAACGAGCCGUCAGCCUGAGGUUAAAAGUCACACUUUAGCGUCGCAUCUUCAUUUGUUUCAGAUGACUUUUCUCCUCCUGGACCUCCUUCACCUUCAGGCCACUGACCCCUAAACAGUUUAUGGAGGCAGAAAAACACUUAAUAAAAUUAGGUUAAACUCACAUGAUGCAAAAAUAUUUAAAAUGAAUAUCUAAAAUGUCUUCUGAGAUUAAAGUCCUAAUUUUAUUGGGAAAAAUAUUUAUUUGUAUUUUUUAAUCUGAGAGAACAUCCAACUUUUUUCCACAUAAAUUUACAAAUAUAUUAAAUAUAAUUCUGAGAUUUUCCAUUAUUUUGUUUUUUGUUACUAUUUUUUUUUUCUUCCUGUAAUGCUCCCAAAAGGCUGCCAUAAGAAAUUAGUCAAAAAUCCAUAAAAUAAACCAAAAAACUAAAUGACUGAUUUUGGCAGUGCCAUAAUUUUGAAAAACACUUCCUGUUCCAGGCUGGAAAGUUCUGGAAAAUCUGACCCUUUAAAGCCAGCUUUGAGACAGCUGUCUCCUGAUUGGUCAGCUUCUGGAAGCUGAUGGCGCCUGUGAGCAGAUGACCAUAUAAGGACGUCUGUGCCGAGGCGACAUCAGCUUGUCUUGAAAAUAGAGGAAAUAUUUCAAGGAGCAGGUUCACAUAUUACUUUUUUUUAACAUCUUGAUUUGAAGUGUGUGACACACGAACACGAGAAAGCAAAAGCAGGGCGUGUCCUCUUCCUUUUCCUGCUUCCUUCCCUUCUUGCCUCUUUCCUUCUUCCUGUGUCUUCAGUGAAGGCAACAACGCCACAAAUGAAAAUGUUGUUAGCUUAGCUUAUUUUGUGGAAACAGGUGACGCGUUCGUCCUUCAGCUGCAGCGUUUUUUUUUUUAAUCCUUCUGUUAGAAUAAAAUGAAAACAUGUUCGAUCAAACAGGCGGAGGGGCUUCAUGUGAUGGUGCAGGAACAAAAAUGUCUCAUUUCCUGUUUAAGAUGCUUUUUUCUUUUUUUUUUUUUCUUUUUUUUUUUUACAUUUUAUACGACGUUCAAUAGGUCAAAAACUUCAAAACUGAGGAAAACGUCCCCAAAUUAACCCAUCUGUUUUCGUGUGUGUGUGUAUGUGUGCGCGCGCGCGUGUGUGUGUGUGUUGGGGGCGGGGGGUUUCCUGUUAUGCAAUAAGGCUGUUGAGCGUUAACCUGCAGUUCCAGACUCUGCCAGUAGGGGGAGCUCCUGACCAGUGAGGCAGCGUGUGUGUGUGUGUGUGUGUUUGUGCAUGCGGAUUGGGGAUCAGUUAAAGGCCAUAUUUCAUAUUUUUUCAUAUUUUUUAUUGUAUGAUAUUAAUUCCUCUCAUUAAUGUUCAUAGUUUUUUUUUUCAUGUUUUUAGACUCAUUAAAAAAAAAAGCUGAGCACUCUGUCUGUCGCUUCAUAUUUGAAUAAUAAAGUUUGUUUCUAUUCAGAUUUUUAUUGUCGUAACCAGGGAACAUUGAGCGUGUUGUACAUAUGAAAUGUUUUUGAAGCUGAUGGGAGUGUUUUUAAAGAGGCGGCGUGGCUGGAAGUUCACCAUAUUUUGCAGAAAAUAAAGAAAUGA